UUGACAACCAAGUUAUAAUACUCUACUUUACUCUAAUCUAUACUCUUUACCUGAUCUGAAUUAUACACUGCUUUGGACAUAUUCUAUUACUUUCUGUAUUUGGUUGAUAGUAUUUAUAUUGACAACAGAUGUAAAAGAAAAAUUAUAGAGGUUGAUUCAGCUUUGAAGCUCAAAAUGCCGGAAUUCGACGAAAAUGUUUGGAGUCACAUGCAUCAAGCUGCAUACAGAGGCUUCAUCAAAUCUAUUCACCGGUUUGUGGAAGAAGACAGCUCUAUUCUUGAAUCAGAAUCGAACGACGAAUAUAAAGCCACUCCAUUUCUACUAGCUGUUGAAAGUGGUACCCUAGAAACAGUGGAAUGUCUGCUAGGACUAGGCUCUAAAAUCGAUGCUAUUAACAGCCGAAAUCAUGGUGCUGUUGAAAUCUGUGCUUUACGGGGAUAUACAAGUCUUCUCAUAUAUUUUGUCAAUAAGAAUGACGAGAAACUACCAGUAUGGAAACGGUUAAUACAGUAUCUGGCUUCUGAUAUGGAAGCGGAUGUCAUAGCAGCUGGUAAAUCACUAACUCAACUCACAGAUGCGUCCACUCAAGAUUACCAGGACCACCGUAGUCAACUGAUAGCUAAAGGAGCAAUACCUACCACCAUAAGCUUUGUGGGAUCUUCUCUAACAGAUCAAACAAAGGCCGAUGGUAUCAAGUUUCUACUGAAUCUUUUAGAAUCUGAAGAUGUUCAGGAAACAUUUGUGAAUGCCAGUGGUGCCCAAGCUUACAUUAAGCUCCUAAAAUCAACAAAUGAAACUAUUAUCAAAUUAUCUGCCAUGGUGUUAGAAAAACUUACUGCAAAUAAAAACCAUGCCGAUUGUGUCGUGAGAUAUACUGCUCUUCCUGCGUUGUAUAAAGUCAUCCAAAGUAUCAAAACACCAGAUGUGUUGGUUCCAGUACUGAACGUGUUCUCAAAUGUGGCAAUCGCCAACACAUCACACCAAAAAACUAUUGGAACUUUACCAAACUUCUUUGAAAACUUUGUGCUAAUCGGUAAGGAUAAUGCAGAUGGUGAUAUGAUGAAGGCGUAUACCGAGGCCGUGGAUAACAUUGUUAGGGAUGAGAGAAAUAAUCAAAACGCGUUCAUUGCUGCUGAAGGAACAGAGAUCUUGAUGGAGGCGUUGGUAAGACAUUCAAGAAAUAAAGAUGUUCAGCUAAGUACUGUAGAAGCGAUUCAUUCACUUGGUGAAAACAAUCCUUCAGCCCAAGAGACUAUCAGUAAUAAAGGUAUACAGAAAUUAUUGAUGCAGAUGUUAAGAAAAAGUCGAGCUGAUGAAAUACAGGAGAAAACAGGCAUGGCUUUAUGGGCUCUUGCAGGGAAUGAUAUUGAAAAACAAAGAAAGAUGGCAGAGGGAAUUGGUGUGACCAGUUUAAUAGAAUUUCUUAACUCUAAACGUGAAAACCUACAUUAUAUUAGUUCAGAAGGAUUAGGGGUGUUGGCACAAGGUCCGAUCAGCUUACAUGAAGAAAUAGCCAGCGCCAAUGGUAUUCAACCUUUGAUAAGACUGUUAGAAUCGGACAAGGAUUUUUACAAUAUCAUAUUAAGUGUUAUAAGAACUUUACGAUAUCUGAGUGUUGGUGUUGGUAAUGUACCAUUCACAGAGAACCAGUUAUCAAUAGAUAAAUGUGGUGGUGUUGAAAUUCUGAUACAGUUGUUACUCGAUGGUCAAGAUGAUUUGAUCAAGGUUGAAGCUGCUGUUACUUUAGCACAUGUUGCUCUUGGUAGAGAAAACAUCACCUCUAAAAUAAACAGUCAUCCUGAUUUUAGUUUUAUCAGAAUAUUAAAGAUGAUGUAUGCUAAGGAAGACAUGGUACGAUUAUUAGCAGGGUCAGCAUUAGCAACGUUCGCCUAUAAUAAUGUUAAUCAACAAAAAGAGAUUUCUCUCCAGGGUGGUGUUAGGUUCAACUGCUUUGUUCCUUUUCUAAAAUCAUCAGAUGAGUUUUACAGAUGCAAUGCAGCAUAUCAGGUGGUAGUAUUGGCCUUGAUAAUACCAGAUGAAGAACAAGCCACAUCAUCAGCCGUUGGAAUCAAACUAUUGGUUGAAUUAAUACAAGACUCUAAAUCAAACCAGAUAUUAGCAUUAGCAGCUGAUUGUAUUGCCAGACUUGCCCAUACUCGUGCUGGUGUACCAGCAGCCAUUGUUGCAAUCAAUGGUAUCGACUUUUUAUUUGAGUUAUUGAAUUCUGGAACUGUUCCUGUAGAAGGCUGUGCUUCCAUAGCUUUGUCCUAUUUAUCAUAUAACCAUACUGGAGAACGACGGCUUCUGUAUAAGUGUAGGACGGAUCCCUAUUUAAAGAAAAUUUUAAAUAGAUACACAAAAGACAAACAUCGGUUGUCUGAAGAUUUUAUUGAAGGUUGGAAACAUUUUAAAAGGGUCGGAAUUCCCCCCAUACCGGACGACAGAAUCAAAAAGUUUGAACCAGCUGAUGAAAUACAACUUCAAUUAAAUGCGGAAUCACCACGAGGGACAACAACUGGUGUCGAGUCGUCCAGCAACCAUGUUGAAGAUGUUGCUUUAAGUGAAAGAUCAGCUAGAUCAUCUCUUACACCUCAGCGAUCCACUACUACCAGUUCAUUCCAGGAGACACAGACUUCUGUACCGGCAACUCGAACACAUAGUAGUGUCAGUUUUAAUUUAUCGCAACAAGAAAUGGUUUUACAAGAGGGUUAAACAUAAUAUGGGUGUUAAUGAACAUUAUAUUUAAAUCUAAACUGCAUUUAUGUGGUUAAAAGCUUUAAAGUAGUGAUGGGCGUCUUAAAUAGUCGCCGGUAUAUUGAAUCUUGCCGAAUAAAGUUUUCGGUGCGAGAUUAUCGAUAGAAUACAAAAUAUGAUAAACGACCUGCACUACAGUAAUCCAACACCUUACGGAGACUUCGUCUAUUUGGACCCCGGGGUGAAUUAUUAUUGUUAUAACAAUUUUAGACGAAAUCCAUGUUGUUAUAUUCCAAUGUUUUGCCGUCCUUAAAGUGAAUUUUUAAAUCCCCAGAAAUCUUCCAAAGCUAUGCUUUUUGUAUAUUGAAUACACAUUUAAAUCAAAAUUUUAUAUAAUCUCAGGGUAUACAACUAUCAAAAUAAUAUUGUAUUAUUAAUAUAUACAUUUAUACAAAGACCCAAGUUAUUUUCCUUAGUAAAAUGAUGCCAACUUAUGCAGGAACCUCUUGCUUAUACUAAUAAUAUUGUAACCUGUCCGUUAUCUUACAUCUGUUAGUCAUCACCUUCAUUCUUAUGACCUCUUAUGAGACAUCUCCACAUUUGUUGAUGCACAUCCGGUUUAAAGCUUCACGCAAGACCCCCAACCUUUAUCUAUUUCUUUACCUUUUUGAAUUAUCUUUUUUAUGAUGAUUUGCAAUAGCUUGAAAUUUUCUCAUGAAAUGUUUCAUUUAAGUAUACCACUUUGAAUUGAACGAUUUCGCAAUUCACCACUUCAGAGCUAUUAGUUAAAGGCUUGAGUUUUUAAAACAUUUCGCAAUAUAAAGAUCUGUAUGCC
This is a messenger RNA of Lottia gigantea (owl limpet), 3529 nucleotides long. RefSeq lists its product as hypothetical. The record is from RefSeq and is a predicted model, not a curated record. Bases 175 to 2712 code for a protein of 845 amino acids. Gene Ontology annotation, molecular function: protein binding. The transcript is spliced from 8 exons. NCBI's taxonomy places the organism in Eukaryota, Metazoa, Mollusca, Gastropoda, Lottiidae.